This is a messenger RNA of Aspergillus aculeatinus CBS 121060, 678 nucleotides long. Its product is annotated as cupin domain-containing protein. NCBI's taxonomy places the organism in Eukaryota, Fungi, Ascomycota, Eurotiomycetes, Eurotiales, Aspergillaceae. Bases 1 to 678 code for a protein of 225 amino acids. The transcript has 3 exons. The record is from RefSeq and is a predicted model, not a curated record.
AUGGAAGAACCGACCUACGACCCAAGCCGCCCCCUCGCAACCACCACCCUCGUCUACCAAUACAAACUAGUCAACUGCCCCGGCAAGACCAUCGUCGGCUUGCUGGUCGAAUACCCCCCCAACGGCGCCACGCCGCCUCACCGACACGGUGGCGCGUCCGUGUCAGCCUACGUGAUCAGGGGCGCCGUGCUGUGCAAGAUGAACGACGACCCGAUGCGGACGAUCGAGCAGGGCGGGUCGUGGUACGAGGCGCCCGGGUGCCAUCAUCGGAUCAGCGCCAACGCCAGCGCGACGGAGCCGGCGGCGUUCUUGGUGAGCUUUGUGCUGGAGACGGAGGUUUUGGAGCGGGAUGGGCCGGGAGUGCUGGUGCAGAUUGACGAGGAGUAUAGGGAGGUUUUUGCGAGGAAGAUGACGGAGGCCCCACCACGGAAGCGGACACCCACCGGGCAACGUUCCGACCCAUCGCCGCGCCGCCGCGCCGCCGCCAUUCCCUCCGCCCCGUCCCCUCCAUACCUAACUUAUCAACCUCCCAACUGGAACUUGAAAAGCCCCUCCAAUCCAGCGACACCCAACACAACACAAGACCACCACCUCGAACCGAAGAACACAGCACAGCAAAAUGACCGAAGAAACCAAAUCCCUUCCUCCUCCGCCUCCACCUCCCCCACCUCCAACUAG